Rosa chinensis is the source of this 5730-nucleotide messenger RNA. Its product is annotated as disease resistance protein RUN1. Lineage: Eukaryota; Viridiplantae; Streptophyta; Magnoliopsida; Rosales; Rosaceae. Gene Ontology annotation, molecular function: protein binding; ADP binding. The record is from RefSeq and is a predicted model, not a curated record. The transcript is spliced from 9 exons. Gene Ontology annotation, biological process: defense response; signal transduction. The coding region runs from base 116 to 5095 and encodes 1659 amino acids.
UUUUUCUCGGUCCAAAAGAAGAAGGUUAGCUGUGGUCUUAUGAAAGUCUUCCUCUCUGUGCCAGUGUAUUUGAGUUCAAGUAGUUCAGGCUGAUUGAAAAGGUAAAAACCCAACUAUGAUCACCCACACAGAUAUUCCUUCUUCUUCUUCCUCUCCUUCUCCGAUCCCUCGAUGGACGUACGACGUGUUCCUCAGUUUCAGGGGCGAAGAUACCCGAAAAACUUUUACAGACCAUCUCUACACCAGUCUUAAACAGAAAGGCAUAAUCACGUUCAGAGACGAUGAGGGACUUGAGAGAGGAAAAGCCAUUUCCCCAAAGCUGUUGAAAGCCAUUGAAGAAUCAAGAUUCGUCAUUGCCAUCUUUUCAAGUAAGUACGCUGAUUCAAGAUGGUGCUUGGAUGAGCUCGCAAAGGCUGUUGAUUGUAUGAACAUGUUGGGACAAACGAUACUCCCAGUCUUUUACCAUGUGGAUCCAUCUGAGGUGAGAAAACAAACAGGAAAAUUCGGCCAAGACUUGUGCAUGCAUCAACAACGCUUUAAAGACAAAAUAGAGCAGGUGAAUAGGUGGAGAGCUGCUCUUACGCAAGUCGCCAAUCUCUCUGGAUGGCAUUUGCAGGAUGGAUCAUAUGAAUCAAAAGUUAUUCAAGAGAUUGUAGGGCAUAUUUUCAACAAGUUGAACGAAACAAUCUCAAGUGGAUCCAUGGAUUUAGUUGGUAUCGAUUCUCGAAUAAAACAAAUCCUUUCAUACUUAGACUUGGAGUUGAAUGAAGUAUGUAUGAUAGGUAUUUCGGGAAUGGGGGGAAUCGGUAAGACAACUACUGCACAAGUAGUUUAUGAAAGGAUACGUGCUCAGUUUGAGGCUUACAGCUUUCUUGCAAAUGUUAGAGAGACAACUGAGAAACAGGGCCUAGUUCACUUACAAAAACAACUUCUUUCAGACAUUUUGCUGGAAAGUAAUGUAAAUAUACAGAAUAUUGAUAUGGGAGUUAAUAUAAUAAGCCAGAGACUACGAACUAAAAUGGUUCUUAUCAUUCUUGAUGAUGUGAAUGACUUGCAACAAAUGAAAGCAUUGUGUGGUCAUAGUUGGUUUGGUUCUGGGAGCAGGAUCAUAAUAACAUCAAGGGAUGAACAAUUGCUUCGCACAUAUGGAGUGGAAAGAAUAUACAAGGUCAAGGCAUUAAACGACCCGGAAGCUCUUCAGCUCUUUAGUUGGAAAGCAUUCAGGAAAGAUAAGGUUGGAGAAGAUUUUCUCGUGCUAUCAAAGAGUGUUUUAGAAUAUGCUAAUGGGCUUCCAUUAGCUAUUGAAGUUUUGGGUUCCUUACUCUUUGGUAAAAGUGUAAAAGUAUGGACAAGUGCAUUGGAUAGACUUAAAGUUAAUCCUGACAAAAGAAUAAUUGAUGUUCUUAAAGUAACUUUUGAUGCAUUAGAAGACACAGAAAAGGAAGUCUUUCUGGACAUUGCAUGUUUCUUUAAAGGGGAGGACAGAGAUCGUGUAACAAGAAUACUAGAAAGUAGUUGUGGCUACUCUCCAGACAUUGAUAUAGAAGUUCUCAUUGAUAAGUCGAUGGUAACUCUAUUUGGAAGACAAUUGUGGAUGCAUGACUUGAUACAAGAAUUGGGUUGGGAAAUUGUUCGUCGGGAAUGUCGUGAUGAGCCGUGCAAACGUAGCAGGUUGUGGCUUCCAAAAGAUAUCAUUCCUUUACUUGAACAUAAUCAGGGAACGAGUGCAGUGGAAUCUAUUUUGCUGAAUUUGCCAAAACAAAAGGAGGUUCACUUGAAUGUUGAUCCCUUCUCAAAGAUGUGCAAGUUAAGAUUGCUCAAAAUUAAUAAUGCACGCUUUUCUGGAGACAUCAAAUGGCUUUCUAAUGAGUUACAAGUUCUUGAAUGGCAUGUUUGUCCUUUAUAUUCUUUGCCAUCAAACUUUCAAUCAGAUAAGCUUGUUGAACUUAGCAUGCAUUCAAGCUGUAUCAAACAGCUAUGGAAGGGAAAUAAGCGGUUGAGCAUGCUAAAGUUUAUCGAUAUGAGUGAUUCUCAAUACUUGAUCAGGACCCCAAGCUUUGUUGAGGUUCCAAACAUUGAGACUUUGGUGCUUGAAGGCUGUACAAGAUUGGUUGAGGUUGACCCAUCCAUUGGAGUUCUCAAAAGACUUAAUUUGUUGAAUAUGAGAAAUUGCAAAUCCCUUAAGAGCCUUCCACCUAACAUUAGUUUGGAAUCCCUUACAAUCUUUAAUCUCUCUGGCUGCUCAAGCUUGAAGAAGUUUCCGGAAAUUGAAGGAAACAUGCAGAGCUUGUUGGAGCUUCAUCUAGAUGGGACUGCCAUAGAGGAAUUACCUGCAUCAAUUGAAAGUUUAACUGGUCUCACUUCGUUGAAUUUAGGAGACUGCACAAAUCUGUUCCGGCUUCCAAGUACCAUUCAAUUCUUGACAUCUCUGAAAAGUCUCAUUCUUACAGGUUGCUCAGAACUUGGAAACAUACCAGAGAAUCUGAAUUGUGUGGAAUGUUUGGAGGAUCUUGAUAUAAGUGGAACUGCUAUAAGAGAGUUAUCGUGCAUUGCAGAUAUGAAAAAUCUCAAGUCUCUUUGUUUCAGAGGAGGUAAAAAUCUACCUCCGAAAUCCUGGCAUUCACUGUUCAAUUGUUGGGGGAUGUUUGGAAGGAAAGAUGUUCCUGUGGGCUUGUUGCUGCCCGCUUCCUUAUCAGGUUUGAGUUCUUUGACAUAUCUAAACUUCAGUGAGUGCAAUCUGAUGGAUGGAGAUAUUCCAAAUGAUCUUGGGAGUUUAGUCUCUCUAAGAAAAUUGAUUUUAAGUGGUAAUAAGUUUUCUUGCUUACCGGAAAGCAUCUCUCAGCUCUCUAAGCUUCAAACUCUCGACUUGAACAAUUGUAGCCGGCUUCAAUCGCUGCCUAAGAAACUCCCAUUAAGUGUUCGAGCUGUGAAUGCAGAUGACUGUACAUCACUGAUGGAUUAUCCAGAUCAAUUCUUAGUAUGGACUUCAUCUGUGUCAGGAAUGACAACUAUGAGUUCAUUGAUUUCAUCCAAGCAUAAAAAAUAUUCCACUUCCUCACCAAGACAAAUCUCAUAUCAUUCCAGAACAUGGAUUCAGUCAACUGUCCUUGGACGUGGUUUCUUUAGUUUUAGCCAUCAACAAGAAUGUAAACCAGUUGAUGAUUUAUCAAUGCCAAAUCAAGUGCUUCAGAAAGACCUUGAAGCAUUGGAUUACAAGUCUUGUUCCCUGAUUUCCGGCUGUGAAGAAAAUGAAAUUCCAGAGUGGUUUAGCAAUAUAGAUACCGGCAGCUCCGUAGGAAUCUCGAUACCUGCAGGACUCAAAGAUGAUGAGCAAUGGAUGGGGGUUUCUGCUGUUUUCUUAAUCAAGGGACAUCCUCAUUUCUCCGACAUUGAAUCAGAAUCAGAAACACCUACUUACUUCUAUAAAUGCACGGUAGUAACUCAAGAAUGUCAAGUGGAACCUGUUCUCCUUGAAUGGAACCAUCUCAACUGCAUUCAAUAUAGUUCUCAGUUUCUUUGCUUUUUCUAUGUACCUUGCCAAUUCUUUCCCAAAAGGUUAAAUGAAUCAAGUGUAAUGUGGGCUGUCUUUGAGACCAAUAACCCAUGCAUGGAGGUCCAGAAAUGUGGGAUUCGUCUACUGUUCAAGCAAGGUGUUGCAGGGUUUAUCCAGACAUUCAUGCCUCCCACUCUUGGUAUUGGAGGUCGUACGCAUGAUCUUGACCCUCUGCUUGCAAUAAAUGCCAGCCGAAUCGUCCCCCCUGACGACUGCAUCAAUCUGAUUGAAGUUGACAAAGCUACAAUUGAUUCAGGAUGGUUUAAUCUAGUAGUGGAUCGCACUUUGAGAUGGGAGAAAUUACUUCCAACUUAUGAAGAAGGCUCCAAACUGCCUAGAAUUAGGAACAUGGAGUCAUUUCUAUCAAGAUUCCUUGAGGGACUAAACCAUAAGGCUCAACCCUAUGAUUUUCUUGUAAGUGGAAGCCCAGCGUGGUUCAAGACUGAAGUUGGGUCCACGGUGUCAAUCCAGUUGCCCCCUCAUGAGAAUCUACACAAGAGUAAAAAGUGGAUGGGAUUUGCUCUAUGCACAUCACUCGUUGUGGACAAGCAUACAGCAAAGGAGGAUUAUGUUGGUUCUUGCCGACUCCAAAGGGGCAGAUCUCAUGCCAUUGGAUUUAAUCUUACCCUGGACUUUAGACCCUUCAUGAUAGCUGAUGCACAUCAACUUUUGGUUUUUUAUUUACCGCGGGCAGUGAUUCCCCAACUGUUCAUUGAAGCAUCAUCAAGAGAAAUAUUCACUUCCUAUGAAACCGGUAGCCCUGGUGUUAAGGUUCAAAUUUGUGGACUUCGUAUUUUGUACAAGCAAGAUUUGCAAGGGUUUGUCCAAACAAUCACCCACUGCAUAUUACGCAGCUCAGGUGCCCCCUUUGAAGUUUACAAUAAACUGGUGGUAGAAGAUUGGUUAAGUUUGGUAAGGUUGCCGAGUCAUAAAUUCAAUGCUUCCCGAGAUUGUGAUUCCAGUACCCGCCAUAAAAGACAGUUUGAGUUGAUCUCUCAAAGCUAUAGAAAUAUGGACUGGUCUGUGGAAAACCUGUCAUGCACGUUCCCUGGAAUUGAAAUUCCUGAGUGGUUCAUAAAUGUGGAAAAAAGCGACUCCGCUAAAAUGCAACUAAAUGGUAAUUGGAUGGGAAUUGCAGUGUGUGCUUCUCUAUCGAUCCACGAGCAUCCGAAUAUCAUUUUUGACAAUCCGUAUGCAGAGUCUACUCGUCACGACAUUUUUUGUUAUCUAAAGGGCAAUAUUGCUUCUGCUGGUUCUCUCCGUUAUAAGUUUGAUACAGACAAAGAAAUGUGGAUGCAUCCAUGCAAUUUCAUUUGCUUUGUCUAUAUGCCACGGGCUUAUUUUCCUGAUUCAUGGAAUCAAUGUGAUACAAUCGAGGGAAGUAUUGGGUCUGACAGCUCAGGCUUUGGAAUUCACAAGUGUGCCCUUGGUCUAGUAUUUGAGGAGGAUGUGGAGGAUCUUGUACGAACGUUGACUUACUGCCACUUAUCAGCGCACUGUCGUCAGUGUGAAGAAGCACAAUAUCGUAGUCAAAAGAGUUGACAGGUUCUCCCCACGAAAAAGUCACUGAUGAUCAAACACAUGUUGUUCCUUAGUCCACAACUGGUGUCUCGUUUCUCGUGCUGUCAGCUGAAAUUCAACACUGGGUAUCGGAUGCUUUGAGAAUUCCUUCUUGCAGCUAUGCUUGAUGGGGGCUGCUGGCUGUAGUGCAGCUUUCUUUCAAUGUGAUGAGAGCCCCAUUUUCUUUCUUGACGUCUAUGGGUUUCUGGUACAAAUUGAGUCAUCGGAAGAUGUUUUCUGCUCCUCUGUUUCACAUUGUGAUUCAGUUUUCCCCUGCUUUGAGUUUUUCUUUGUCUGAGAUUUGCUGCGUGACACCCCAGCAGUCCAGCACUUAUGUGCAUCGCAGCUCUCUCCAGGUUGCUUUGUGUCCUUAUCAGUGUUUGAGGGUUUCUGAUGUAGUCUUCUUUUCCGUUUAUAAUUGUUAGCUCAGUGUUUGUUUGAUUUUUCUUGUUGUUUGGAGUAACUCAUCUCUUCUUGAGGGUUGAGGUUUACCUGUAUAAAGGAGAGCUACUUUAGUUAAAGUUCUGUACUUCUGCUUAUGAUGCUUGAUUGUGGAGUUUAUGUAAAUGCAGUAUACAUUGCAUGUCAGAAAUGUAUUAAAUUCUGUGAUUCUCUCA